Messenger RNA from Cicer arietinum (chickpea), 3119 nucleotides. RefSeq names its product phosphatidylinositol-3-phosphatase myotubularin-1. Gene Ontology annotation, biological process: phosphatidylinositol dephosphorylation. The record is from RefSeq and is a predicted model, not a curated record. Gene Ontology annotation, molecular function: phosphatidylinositol-3-phosphate phosphatase activity; phosphatidylinositol-3,5-bisphosphate phosphatase activity. NCBI's taxonomy places the organism in Eukaryota, Viridiplantae, Streptophyta, Magnoliopsida, Fabales, Fabaceae. Gene Ontology annotation, cellular component: cytoplasm.
UAUUACAAAAUCGAUCGCUUAUGGUGAGUUGGGGACACACAAAAAAGAAAGAAAGAAAGAAACCUGAACGAGAAGCAGACUUGUUGAACGUUUGGUAAUCUCCAUUUUAACAUAACCCUUUCUACUCGCCGGAGUUGGAACACCUCCGUAUUUGCCGGCAUGGACGUGCCGAAACCCCGCCCCACACCAACUACGUCUCUAAGAGACGCCUCUGACUCCUCUACUGGUAGCUGGGACGCCAUCGAAUGGACCAAAAUUGAGCCAAUUCCGCGUUUCGCCUCUCACGCGAAUCUCGAUUUCUUGCUCGAGGAAGAGCAAGUUUUCGCCGAAGGACACGGUGUUGUUCUUGUUAAUACAGAUGAUGCAGGCGUGUUGAUCGUAACAAACUUUCGUGUAAUAUUUCUGAGUGAGGGAACUAGAAAAGUUAUUGCUCUUGGAACAAUACCACUAGCAACCAUUGAGAAGUUUAACAAGAUAGCUGUAAAGGUUCAGUCAAAUACUCGUCAAUUAGACAAGACACCAACACAAAGACUGCUCCAGGUGAUUGGAAAAGAUAUGAGAAUUAUAGUCUUUGGUUUUAGGCCUCGUACAAAACAGAGACGUGCGAUAUAUGAUGCACUACUUAAGUGUACGAAGCCAACAAUAUUAUGGGAUCUUUAUGCUUUUACAUCUGGGCCUUCCAGGUUUAAGAACACUUCUCCUUUGGUGCGCUUAUUGGAUGAGUAUUUGCGACUUAUUGGCAAAGAUACUCACCACGCUUCAAUGGACAUGAUUGAAAGUGGGUCUUUCACCUUGUCAAAUGACUUAUGGAGAAUAAGUAGUGUGAAUUCCAGUUAUACAAUGUGCCAGAGUUAUCCAUUUGCUUUGGUUGUUCCAAAGACCAUUAGUGAUGAUGAAGUGCUCCAGGCUUGCAAAUUCCGUGCUAGAUGCCGGCUGCCUGUAAUUUCAUGGUGUCAUCCUGAUACUGGCGCAGUUCUUGCACGUUCCGCCCAACCUUUAGUUGGUCUCAUGAUGAAUAUAAGGAGCAUCACGGAUGAAAAACUUGUGGCUGCACUUUGCAGCAACCUUGAUGGCUCAAGGAGAAAGCUAUAUAUUGCUGAUGCGAGACCAAGGAAAAAUGCAAUAGCUAAUGGAGCCUUGGGAGGUGGUUCAGAAUCAUCAUCAAACUAUUUUCAAUCUGAGAUAGUCUUUUUUGGAAUAGACAACAUCCAUGGAAUGAGAGAGAGCUUUGUUCGGCUUCGAGAGUACAUGGACAAUCAUGGCAGAACAUCAUCAGAUGGAAUGUCCUCAUUUUUGAGACAUGGUGGUGGGUCGAUAUGGGGUGGUGGCAAUUUAAGUAGUAUGUCUGCUUCGGUUACAACCCUUGGGGACAGUGGAUGGUUAUCGCAUGUUCAGAAUGUCUUGGCUGGUGGAGCUUGGAUUGCUUCUCGUGUUGCUAUGGAAAAGGCUUCUGUUCUUGUACAUUGCAGUGAUGGAUGGGAUAGGACAAGCCAGUUAAUUUCACUCGCUAAUUUGUUGCUUGAUCCGUAUUAUCGGACAUUCAGAGGGUUUCAGGCACUUGUUGAAAAAGACUGGUUAGCAUUUGGUCAUCCAUUUUCUGAUCGUGUGGGAACACCAUCUGUCUCUGGAAGUGGCAACGUAUCUUUCGAGUUAUCUAGGCAGUCUUCAACUGGCAUCGCAUCGCCACCCAUGCGCCAGUCAUCAGGAACAAUCCCACCUCAACCUUCAGUUUCAUCUCAGGCGCAUAACUCAAACAACCACUCUCCCAUUUUUUUGCAGUGGGUUGAUUGUGUGUCACAACUGCUGCGGAUGUAUCCUUUUGCUUUUGAAUUUUCUGCGGCUUUCCUGGUGGACUUCUUAGACUGCAUGUUUUCUUCUCGCUUUGGAAACUUCUUCUUUAAUAGUGAGAAGGAGAGGCUGCAGUGCAGUGUGUUUGAAACUUGUGGAUGUUUGUGGGCAUACUUGGCUGAUAUGCGGGCAUCAGAAGGAGGUUCUCAUGCGCAUUGUAAUCCCUUUUAUGAUCCACUGAAGUAUAGCAGUCCUCUUCUGCCCCCAGCAGCAGCGUUAGCCCCAACUUUAUGGCCCCAAUUCCACCUUCGUUGGGCCUGCCCAGAAGAAGCACAAAGUGGGGAGGUUGAAGCACAAUGUAGGAAGAUAAUUCUGAAAAACUUUGAGAUACAGAAGGCUAAAGAAGUGGCAGAAAGGAAAGCUCAAGAAACUACAAGUGCCAUGGAAUUGUUGAAUGCUGAAUUGCGACGUGAGAAGGUGUUAAACAUCUCAGCUACGAACAAAGCCAAGAGGAUAACCAAAGAGAAUACAGACAUAAAGCGUGCAAUUCAGUCAAUUGGGUGCAAGAUUCACUUUUCUAGUAGUGGUGAUUGCAUUGUUGACAUUGAAAACAACCCAGCGGAUGCAGUUCCAAACUUGCGUUGUUCCUCUAGGCAAGGGUCAAGUACUGCUGUGAUUAAUGACAAAACGGAUCUAUCUGUUUCUGUAACAGAAGACGACGACGAUGAUGGAAACAAUGUUAUUGGUCGAAUAUGUGAAACUCUAUGCCCAUUUCGCACUGGAGAUGGAGGCUGCAGAUGGCCAAAUGGUGGUUGUGCUCAACUAGGUAGUCAGUUUGUUGGGUUUAAGGCAAAUUUCGAUGCAUUUGACCGACUCUCGAUUGAUGACAGUUAUUUCAAGCCUUAGUAAACUGCAAAUUUUCUUCCUAAAUAGACCUCAAGGCCACAUCAACCAAUUUUGCUUUUCUUUCUGCAGUGGAAAUAGCAGUUAAUUCUUUUGAAUAAUGGGGAGAAAGGGUGGACCCUUGCAUUUUUAUUGGGUCUUCGAAAUUGUACAGGAUAUAAGAGUUGGGAUGAUUUGAAUCACGGUGAUCCUCAUUAUUAUAUUCAUGUAUAUAAUUGUAAAUUUAGGGACAACAAUAGUAGCCGAUCACAUUGGAAUCAUUCUUAAUAAGAUCAAUUUUGUAUAGAUGAUCAUGUUUUUCUAUUAAUAUUUUUGCUACAUCGUAAUGAAGACAAUCAAUCAUUGACAUGUACGUACAUUACUCUGCCAUUUCCACCUGUUCACAAUUUGGUUAAGGUUCACCUUAAUGCAUUAUUGUUAUUUGUGAA